Molecule: messenger RNA, 1393 nt
Organism: Neohortaea acidophila
Lineage: Eukaryota; Fungi; Ascomycota; Dothideomycetes; Mycosphaerellales; Teratosphaeriaceae
Product: Metallo-dependent phosphatase-like protein
Exons: 1
Coding region: 121-1332 (403 amino acids)
Biological process (GO): polyphosphate catabolic process
Cellular component (GO): cytoplasm
Molecular function (GO): phosphatase activity; endopolyphosphatase activity
Source: RefSeq, a predicted model, not a curated record
CUCCCCUUCCAUACUCAUCCCCCGCUCAUGGCUGCGACACACCAGCUGCCCUCGAAACUGCGGCUGGUUCUUUCGAGCCUGCGCGACUGAUUUCGACCCUCUGCAGAUUCCGGCGGAGGCAUGGCGACGACAAGAAGCGAGCGAGCACCUUUAGCGGGACGAAGGGCCGGUUCGUGGCGGCAGGAGAAGAGAGCCUCAUACUCGACAUUUGGAGAUCCUCCCACACCUUCCAAACCACCCCGACCCCAUCCGAAAUCAUGGCCUGCGUUCAUCACGCCCCUCUGCAUACUCCUCCUCGUCGCCGCCGCCCACCUCUACAUCUGGCAAACGCACCUUCGACCUCGGUGGAUGGAAGAGUCGGAGAUUCGAGAAGGCUUCCUCAUAACCAACCCUCCGGCCGACUUUGAGAUUGCAAAGAAGACUCACCGUUUUCAUGGCCAGCGAUUGCUGGAUCUGCCGGCGCAUUUGCUGCCGGGAGGUGCGGGAGACAAGGACGGCAAGCGGCGACUGGUGUUCAUCGGUGACAUGCAUGGAUGCGCACGCGAGCUGAAGGCGCUGUUGAAGAAGCUGGACUUUGACGAGCACACCGACCAUCUGAUUGCCGUGGGAGACGUCAUCUCGAAAGGACCGGCCAACGCGGAGGUGUUGGACGAAUUACUCCGCCUCAACGCAACGAGCGUCAGAGGCAACCACGAAGACCGCAUUCUCUCCCUCGCCCCGUCGGUCUUGGCUGUGGACGGCCCACUCGACACGACCGGCAAAAAGGACAAGAAGCUCCUUCGUCAGCUCUCACCGCGACAUCUCCAGUACUUGGAAGACAUGCCGCUGAUGCUCCGCAUCCCUGCCCUUCCCCUCGCCUCCAAACCCUCCGAAAAACGCAGCUCGCCCAUUGCCGAGGAGAUCCUUGUCGUGCAUGGUGGCCUCGUCCCCGCGGUGUCGCUCGAGAAGCAAGAUCCUUACUUUGUCAUGAACAUGCGCGCCAUCCACACCAAGACGCACCGCCCGCUGGUGGAGGAGGCAGAGACCAAGAGCAAGAGCAAGCCGUGGCAUAACAUUUGGUGCUGGUACAACGAGCGGCUCUUCAAGCACAAAUCGCUGAAAGAUUUUCGCGUUGGGGAGGAGGAGGACCCGUCGGCGUUGAGCAAGAAGAAAUACCCCAAGCCUCAGGUCGUCAUCUACGGGCACCAUUCUCGCGAAGGCCUUCAGCUGCAACGAUGGACUAAGGGCUUGGACACUGGCUGCGUGAGAGGCGGGAAGCUUACGGCGUUGGUGCUGAAUGCAAAAGGGAAGCAGGAGAUUGUUCAGGUUGCUUGCAAGGAUAAUCGGAUGUGAUGGCGCUUUCGGAAGAGGUACGAUUGCAUGACUUUAGAUGAUACCCUGUGUAAUGACACUU